GUCCUCUCCACUGUCCAUACAGCAACCAUGUCGGCCACAGGGAAGGUGGACCACCUGACGGGAGAGAGAAAGAUAAAACCAGAUUGUGUGCUAGACUAUAACCUCAAAAUGGGGGCCGUGGAUAAGGCGGACAUGAUAAACAGCUUUGUGGAAUGCACUCGGAAAACGACCAAGUGGUAUAAGAAGAUAUUUUUCCAGCUGAUCGACACUGCUGUCCUCAACGGCAGCAUAGUUCACCGCCAACUAACAGGUAAAGUAAUUACCUACCAAAAAUACAGAGAGAACCUCAUGAGAGAGCUGUUGGAGGAGCACCACACCCCUCGGCGCCCCUCCACUGGGGGUCGCCCUGCUGUAGACAAUCCCCUACGCCUCACUGCACGGCAUUUUCCCUGCAAAGUCCCUCAAACUGCUGCUCAAGGUAGUCGCACACGGAGGCACUGCAAAGUCUGCCUGUCUGGCGCCAGGAGAAGCUGA
Molecule: messenger RNA, 474 nt
Organism: Salmo salar (Atlantic salmon)
Lineage: Eukaryota; Metazoa; Chordata; Actinopteri; Salmoniformes; Salmonidae
Source: RefSeq, a predicted model, not a curated record